GUCGACGUUACAUGGAGAUACAAUGGCAAUGACCGUGACAGCUCCACUGGCGCCAUGUCUAUACACCGAGGCCCGUCUAAACAUCGAGCCGACCUACGCCAACUCGACCCUACACAUCCCCACCGAAGGACCGUCGUCGUUCUUUUCGCGCAAACGUUCAAGGAGCAAUGAUACCCUGGCCGAUGCCGACGAAGACGCAUACGCGAAACGCCAUCUGGCCACCGAGUCGUCCAUCUUCUUUCGUCGCCAGAACAGAAACCCGCGAUGCUUCCUCUGGCGCGUCCUCGAGGAGGGAAAACUGCUACACAUCCAGAGUGUCGACCUGAUUCAAGCCCGCAGGAAUACUCAAGAGAGCGUCAUUACCUUCGCCCUGAGCUUCGCCAACCCUAUCCGGCCUAAUGGUGUCGCCUUUGCUGACGCUGUCGAGCGAGACGCCCUCGAAGUCUUUGUCUUGACCACCUCCAACGAACUUUUCACCUUUACCCUACGCAAAGACCUCCUCCUGCGUGGUUCGCUACCCUCACCUGCUGAUUUCGACCCCACCAGCUGCUUCAAAAUCCACCAAUCACCUUCGUUCAGCUUCCGCUCUCCCUACAAGCUCGUUGCUCUUAGUUCGAUGGACUUGCUUGUUUCUCUCAGCGACGGUGGCUUGUUGCGUCUGUCAAGAAAUAUCGGUCAGGGUCAAGGAUCAUGGCACGAAACUGCGUUUAGCGAACCUGGUUGGGGAUCAUCCUUCAAGACUUUCUUCUCCAUGAGAGGUCACAACACCAUCAAAUUCAACGGCCUCGACCUUGAGCCCUCGACUGCUGCUGCGAUCGCCUUGUCGCCCGACACGACACAUGUCUUUACCGUGUGCCUCGAUCAUAGUCUAAAGGCCUGGAAUACCCAAACCGGAAAAUUGGGCGUGCAGACCGACCUUCUCAAUGAGAACGACAAGGAUAUGCAGUCUGGCUCGCCGCAAUUUUUGAUGAGUCCUGCUCAAGGAACUCUUCUCAAGCUUCUCCAAGUUGAUGGAAGUCCCGAUGGCGACAUGUACUAUGCUGUCACGAACUCACCANAAGACCAUCAAUUCAAGUUUUGGGCAGUCAUGGAUCCUGACGAUGUCGAAUUGGGCCUCCGCGACGUCCAGCCAGACACCAAACUCAUCCCUCCUCUUGAUGAACUAAUGAACACGAACGCCUGGCAACUUGUCGAAUAUCAUGUUCGUCCUUCCAAGGGCUGGAGCAGCACUCAAUUAUGGAUCAGAGUCAGAUCUGGUGCUAUCUGCAAGAUCUUCACUCUGACCUUCGAUCUGCUUGCCGCGUCUGACGACCUUGAAGAUGCAUGGCGCAACAAUUGGGCCUUUGUUGACGAUGGGUCUCUUACCAUUGAGGCUCUCAUGAACGACCCCUCAUACCCAGGAGACGCUGACGUCCAACUUGCGGUAGAGGACUGCUCCAGUCUCAGCGAUCGAUGGCUUAACUUCUUCUUCUAUCCAGGAAGGUUCAGUGUGCCUAUGCUGGAAAGCGCAUUGCAUGUUUACAAANAGGGCCUAAAACUUUCAACUGAAUCAUCACGAUCGACCAAGGAGAGCCCACUCAAGNGGAGAAUCUGCGAUGCUAUUGCCGCCAAAAUCAGUGUCGACCAAGAUGCUGAAGGCCAGCUAGAUUUCGACAAGUACCAGUCCGAAAUUGCUGCACAAUGGCAUGUGUUCUUUGGCCUCGUGCGACAUCUUCACACUAGACGUGGCGAUUCUCUUUCGUUGGCAUUCGACAUGGACACGGAUCUUGCUUGGUCAGUCAGAGCAGAUCAAGUCGGCCCUGUCAGGCAAUGUAGUGAAGUUGAGGUUAUGAGUCUCAACAAAGAUGUCUUCCUUACUCAAGAGGACUCGUUUAUCAACAACUCCAUGCCCCUUGCCAAUCAUUUGAACGACGAAAACAGUGUACAUAUUGGUCGUCUCCUUGCGGGUGCGAGAACGUUCAGGAGAGGAUUGUCUGCUGACUUUCAGAAACUCUUCGACACGGCAAGUGCUGCGGAUGCUCUCAAGAUUGGUAUCAACGAUACAACUCCAAACGGUACUCAGGAUAAGCAUCUUGAGGACUUGCGACAACUCUAUGAAUUAUGCGCUCUUCAUACCGAAGUUACGGACGAGGACUUCAAUCAACUAACAGACUCAAUGCAAGAGCUCGGCGGCCUUGGUGAUCUGGACAACGAGCUGUUCUAUGUUGCUAUCGAACGCCUCACUGAACCCGAACAGGGUGCUGACGGAGAUCAAGCACUCACUCGUUACGGAGACAAGGCUACUAUUCGCGGCGCCCAGGACACUCUUUCUAUGACAAGGGACAUUAUUCUUGAUCUUCUCGCUUUGGUAGUCUUCAUGGCUGGCGAUCUUGAGGAGGAAGAACUCUCGCCUGAAUUCAGACCGUCAGAACUGUACGAGCAGCUGGUCGUGAAGCUGAAAGAGCACAAUGUUCUGCUGUGGCUUGCUAGCAACGUACGGGAAGAGCCAACAAAGAAGGCCAAAGACGCUGUCGACAGUCCCGUCUCCAAGCCCAACAAAUCCCAGUCUCAUCCUACUCUGACAGUGCUUGAAAGCAUUUUCAUUGGAGAUUGGCACAGCCUGCGACUCCCAGCUUCGGAGGCUCUUCCCUUCCUCAUCACUUACUGGUGCCGUGCAUGGACAUAUGGAGCUAACAUCUCUAAUGCUUACAAUGGUGUUGUCGAGCACGUUUUGGGCAAUCUCCUUAAGCACCAGGAUUAUGAUCUAGCUACAGACUUCCUCAAGUUUGUGUCAGAUGGACCUUGGCCGUCUUAUCUCCGAGGAAGACUACAUCUCGCAAUCGGAGAAUACGCCCUGGCCGCCGAGUAUUUCAAGCAGGCAUCUGAGUCACUCGCCGAGAAGAACAUCAAGAAACUCAAGAUUGAUGAGUUAGAUACGUCGAGCUUGAUUGACCCUCAAGCACGCAACUUUUUCAACGAUGGGUUGCCCCGUUACUACUUACACAUUUCGUACCUGUUCGAGCGCAGUCGACUGCACGCAUAUACAGCCGAUUUUGCUUCGCUCGCUGCUCAGGAAUUUGCAGUAAACUUUGAGAACUUCGACGACAACUCGUUGAUCGAUCUAGACACGCGCAAACAGGGUAUGCACAGCAGCCCAGCAGCCACCAAGGUCAAUUUGGCAAUGGAAGAGAUCAAACUGUUGCGCGUGCGCGAAUUGAAAGAGGAUAUCUUGACGCGCGUAUUCAAUGCUUCGUUGCAGAUCUGUCGCUACAAGCCUGCCUUUGAUGCUUUGCUUGUCCUGGGCAACCCUGUACUACGCAAGACGUCACUUCAAGCACUGCUGCAAUCGCUUAUUGCGACCAACAGGAUGAGCACGCUUCUCUCCCUGCCAUUCCCAGAAUAUCUCCUUCCCGAGGUUGAUGAUAUAAUGCUAUCGUUAGCGCGUAAGCAUCUGUCCUUCUCCCCAACACCGACAUCUGGUCAGCCUCAGUACCACCAAGUUAUGUACACAUGGCGUAUCCACAACAACGACUUCCGUGGAGCUGCUGAGAUACUGUUUGAGCGCCUGCAACGCCUCAGACAUAGCACGGCAAAGGUGUUUGAACCCGAUGACGAGACACUGGUCGAGGCGUACUUGGUCCUCAUCAACACGCUCGCAUGCUGUGGCAAGGACGAGGGAUGGAUCCUUGCAGAAAGGGUCGAGGAGGAAUAUCAGCGUGGCAAGAGUGUAUCAGCCAGCCACGGCAAGAAGCGCAGAAUCGUCACGCUGGAAGACGUGCGCAAAGAGUAUCAGGCAGAGCUGGACCGCAGAAGUGAGAUGCAGCAAGGCAGGUUUGCUUUGACUGCAGUGAUUGCAGAGCAGUCCACCGUGUGCAAGAAGUAUGUAGAUAUCCAGCUGCAUAUGCAGAUAGAGAAGGAGCAUUGGAAAAGGAAGGAGAAUAUGACGAAGCCAGGUAGGGCUGUGCCGAGACGGCCGAGGGUGAGAUUGGCGGAGGUCACAUCACCGGGCAACAACGACAGGCAUCGAGUUGGUCGACAGCAACCAGACGGCAACAUGUCCAAAUCGACCUUCUGUCUCGUGUCGCUACCGACAUCCAUUUCGCCAUCGAAUGACAGCGACGAAGCGCUGACGGCCCUGAGGUCGGUCGUGUCAACCGACAACGGCACGACGUAUCCGUUCAGCAUCCCGUCCUUCAAGAUUGGCACUCUGGACGCCCUGGUGCAGCAGGCUGACGACCUGCAGAAGCUCGAGCAGGGAUGCAAGGGUGUUGUCGAGAAGGUGGCCGACUCGCUGAAGAACAUUCUCGAGGGAGACGAGGACAAAAUCGCCGACCAGAAGAACGUCAACGACAAGCCCGUCGACCACUACUUGCAGAGCUUCCAAUGGAACAAGGUCAAGUACCGCGCCGAGAAGCCCAUCUCGGAGCUGGUCGACAUGCUCCAGAAGGUUGGUUGCCUGNACAUUGCAAGCAUAGACAACGACGUCAAGUCCAAGUUCAACCAGUACAACUCUACAAAGACCUCUCUAGCCACCUCCCUGCGCUCGCGCACCGGCAACCUGUCGCAAAAGUCGCUGACCUCCGUCGUCAACCCCAACAACCUCCUGGCUCCAGACGCCUCGGAAUACCUGCAACAACACCUGAUCGCCGUGCCCAAGAAUCAGGUCAAGGACUACCUGCAGAGCUACGAGUCUUUGUGCCCCAUGGUCGUGCCGCGCUCCUCGCAGGAGCUGGCCAAGGACGACGAGUUUAGCUUGUUCGCCGUUACCGUCUUCAAGAAGCACAGCGCAGAGUUUGUCCACAAGGUGCGCGAGAAGCGCUGGACGCCCCGUGAAUGGAAGUUCACCGAGGGUGGGCGUGAGGCCGAGGAGCGUGAGCAGCAGAAGCUGGAAAAGGAUGAGCGCCGUGUUUGGGGCGAGGCGCUGCGUCUUGGUCGUACUGGCUAUAGUGAUGCUGUCAUGGCUUGGAUUCAUGUUCUAGCUCUGCGUGUCUUUGUUGAGACGGUUCUGCGCUACGGUCUCCCGCUGAGCUUCGUCUGUGGUCUUGUCAAGGUAAGGAGUUUGACUACUACGCUGAACUAUGCAAGAAUGCUGACACACAAACAACAGACGGACAAGAAGGUCGUUGAAAAGGUCAAGAAGAACCUCGACGGCGCCUACUCACACCUUGCCGGAAACGCAUUCGGUCGCGACAAGAAGGGCAGAGUGACCAAGGAUGAUGCUCAAACAGCCAACGAACUGCAAGCGACCGGCCAUGCCGGUGGUGAAGACUACAACGCCUUUGUCUACUACCAGUUCGAGAUUGCA
Molecule: messenger RNA, 5284 nt
Organism: Aureobasidium vineae
Lineage: Eukaryota; Fungi; Ascomycota; Dothideomycetes; Dothideales; Saccotheciaceae
Source: the annotation of a GenBank genome assembly